AUGGAUCGUGAACAUACGCCGCAGAAGCAGCGUCAGAAGCGCAGUAGCAGCCAUCGCGGUCUCAAUUCCACCAAUAGCAGCAACGGUAGCUCUUCCACAAGUCAUGGUACAAUGUCUCGAGCUACUACAAGCUCAUUAUCAGGCUCUUCACGCGCAUUUCGAAGCUCUCAACGACCUCGUCAUCGCAAUCUAUCUUCAUCUUCAUCUCCUGCUUUGAUGAUGUCCAAGACGCUGCUUCGUCCACCUAUUGGAGGACCUCCAGGGUCGAUCGGAGUUCUCUAUGAACCUGAUGCUCCUGAUGCUAAUCGUCGCAGUCGACAUGAUGUCGCAUCAUAUCAGGACAGAGAUCAUCAUUUUCAGGCUGAUACUCGGCUCAAUAGCAGCUCUAGAGCCUCUUUAUCAUCAUCAUCUAUAGAACGGCGCAAUACGAGGACAGGCUCUUCAGCAAUGAAACAAAGCGGUCUACGACCUUAUUCGUUCUCUACCUUAGAGCAGAUUAACAUUAGUCCACCACUUACUAGUGUCAAGCUUAUUACACCUCAGAUGCAGUUUGCCACGGACUUGUCGGUGAAAUUAGGAUCUUGUCUAGAACUUACAAACUUUACGGUAGUAGGUGUACUUGGGUUGGAAGGAGUGGGCAAGUCUACAGUCUUGUCUUUACUUGCUCAGAAGGAUAAAAACACAGAUGAUACGAUAUUCAUGACAAGAAACUUGGAAUCAAGAGUGUUGGAUCGGCAUGAGACGAUUGGAAUUGAUUUAGCUGUCUCAAUGGUUGGAGGAUCCGGUCAUCCGACAAUCUUAUUGGACUCACAACCACUGCUAAGCAGCUCAAUUCUUGCAGAUUUAUUGGAACGGAAUGAGUCGCAGCGGUUUGGUGCACUCACGCCGGAGCAACAAGUAGAGGCUGUAUCGUAUCAGAUUGCGGUGUUUCUGUGUGCCAUCUGCCACUAUGUGCUGAUUGUUCAUGACGGGUUGGCAUUUCAAAUCUCUGUGACUAACCUUCUUCGCACGAUAGAGCAGAAGUUCUCACAGUGUCGACUACCAAAUGUGUCUGGGAACAGCCAAAAGCACGCAGCGCGGCUACUUUAUGUGGCUAACAAUGUCUCAGAUUCGGAGUUUUUGUACCGCGAAGACGAGCUGUUUUCAGCUCACGAGCGUGCACUUGAGGCGGCUUGGCCGCAAGCGUUGGCUCGCGUUCCAUAUACACUAGCAAGACACAGUAGUUCUGUGUGCAACGAUGCUAGUAUUCUCUACACGGCGUCAUUCGUGCUGCCCCAUUGUCAGCAACUGCUGACACGCCGGGAGUCAAAAUUAGCUGCAUCAUUAGUAAUGACAUCUCCAGCGAGCGAAGACAAGAAUGUGAAAGACCAAAACAAGACAAGCACACGCGGUUUUGUUUCAAACAAAUACGCAGACUUUGAUGAUGCUGCAGAAGAUUUCCAGCGAUUUAUGCUGAGCUUACCGAGCUCACCCUCUUUUACAUCACAAGCGAUGUCGGCUCCACCGAUGCCACUAGGUUCGAAGCCACUGCCACCUCCGCAUCCACUCUCGCUGCGUGAAUGGCUAAGCAACGCCUCUCGUGUAUUUAAAGGUGUGCGCAAGGCAAGUUGCUUUACAGCCGAAUGCACUUCUUCACGUGACCACAAGUAA
Messenger RNA from Peronospora belbahrii, 1650 nucleotides. Lineage: Eukaryota; Oomycota; Peronosporomycetes; Peronosporales; Peronosporaceae. The record is from the annotation of a GenBank genome assembly.